Molecule: messenger RNA, 353 nt
Organism: Staurois parvus
Lineage: Eukaryota; Metazoa; Chordata; Amphibia; Anura; Ranidae
Source: the annotation of a GenBank genome assembly
UUACACUUAGUACAAUGCAGUCAGGCAAGUACCGUUCUCCUGGAAACCGUCAAACACAGACAAGUCCAUCGGAUUGCCAGACAGAGAAGCAUGAUUUGUCACUCCAGAGAACACGUCUCCAUUGCUCUAUAGAAUCCAGUGGCGGGGUGCUGAGUGGCUGUUGUACCCAGUUGCUUCCACUUUGUUAUAAUACCAAUCACAGUUAGCCGUGGAAUAUUUAGUAGCAAGGAAAUUUCACGGAUGGACUUAUUGCACAGGUGGCAACCUAUCACAGUACCACGCUUGAAUUCACUGAGCUCCUGAGAGCGACCCAUUCUUUCACAAAUGUUUGUAGAAGCAGUCUGCAUGCCUAG